CUAGACCAUACCCCCAACACAUCCGGAAAGCAACAGAGGUGGAAAAAACGUGCCGAAAGACUCGAGGCAACUUCACAAGCAGCGCCACGCCUUUACAGUUCUGCGUAUGUUGAGCCUUGAGGUGCACCAGCCAUGACAGGGUCAACUCCGGACAGUACCAACGAUACCGCCAACGGUGCAACAGCGCCCAAAAAAAAGAUACUGAUCAAUGCGUUCGAUAUGUCUACGGUUGGCCAUCUUUCGCCAGGUCAGUGGAAGAACCCAAAAGAUCGCUCAGCCACGAAGCGCAAGCUCGGCUACUGGAUUGAUCUUGCCAAACUGCUAGAGCGCGGCGGUAUCAACGCACUCUUCUUAGCAGAUACAUACGGCGGAUACGACACCUACGAAGAAAGCUUGGACAACUGUAUUCGAAGGGCUGCGCAAUGGCCUGUGACAGAUCCAACAAUACCGAUAUCCGCAAUGGCGGCAGUGACGAAGAACCUAGCUUUUGCCAUCACAGCUUCUACGUCUUUUGAGCCACCGUUCUUGCUCGCUAAGCGCUUUAGCACUCUGGACCAUCUUACGGGAGGGAGGUUCGGCUGGAACAUUGUCACAAGUUGGAAGAAAGCCGCUUUCAAAGCCAUCGGCUUGGAUACCCCGAUCGAACACGACGAGCGAUAUGCACAAGCGGACGAGUACCUGCGCGUUCUAUACAAACUCUGGGAAGGCUCGUGGGCCGACGACGCCAUUACCCAGAACACCGCAGAGGACGAGUAUAUCAACCCAGCGAAGGUGCGCACCAUCCACCACCACGGAAAAUACCUCCACCUCGAAUCGCGCCACAUCGUCGAUCCCUCACCCCAACGCACGCCUUUCCUCUUCCAAGCCGGCACAUCUUCCGCAGGCUCGGAAUUUGCAGCAACCCACGCCGAAGCUAUCUUCGUCUCCUCCCACUCACCUACCAUUCUGCGCCCCAAGAUCUCCAAGAUACGCCAGCUAGCACAAGAGAAGGGGCGCGAUCCGCAAAGCAUCAAGUUCUUCGCUACGUUCACGCCCGUGCUGGGUCGCACGGACGAAGAAGCGCAGCAGAAGUACGAAGAGCUGAAAAGGUAUGCAUCUACGAUUGGAGGGCUGGUGCUCGUGUCUGGAUGGACUGGCAUCGACCUCUCCAAAUACGCUCCAGACCAUGAAAUUAGUGCCGCCGACGCAACAGAAGACCACCGCGUGCGCAGCCUGCUCCAUCAAUUCACCGCUACAUCUCCUGAGGUCCCGCGCUGGACUCCCCGCGUCAUUUCUGAGAAGGCGUCGAUAGGCGGGCUAGGCCCGGUGGCCGUAGGUUCGCCGGCUACGGUUGCGGAUGAGCUGGAGAGGUGGGUGACGCUGGCGGAUGUGGAUGGGUUCAAUAUUGGGUAUGUGACGACGCCCGGAAGUUUCGAAGACGUGGUGGAGUUGUUGGUGCCGGAGUUGAGGAGGAGAGGGAUAUAUGGGGAGAGUAACGAGGGAUUGACGGCGAGAGAAAAGGUUUACGGGAAGGGGCAGAAAUUGCUGAGGAGUGACCACGUGGGGAGUCGGCAUAAGUAUGAUGUUUAUGAUGAGUCGGCAAGUUGAGAGCGAGGUUGCUAAUCCUGCUGCCCUGUGGGACGGCGGGAUCGACCUAACGCAGCUUAAGGCUUAGCUUAGUUUAGUAAUUAAGCAGAGAGCAUCUGCAACUUCCUUCGCAGAUGU
This is a messenger RNA of Trematosphaeria pertusa, 1704 nucleotides long. Its product is annotated as Nitrilotriacetate monooxygenase component A/pristinamycin IIA synthase subunit A. Gene Ontology annotation, molecular function: oxidoreductase activity, acting on paired donors, with incorporation or reduction of molecular oxygen; monooxygenase activity. The coding region runs from base 133 to 1587 and encodes 484 amino acids. The record is from RefSeq and is a predicted model, not a curated record. The transcript is spliced from 3 exons. Lineage: Eukaryota; Fungi; Ascomycota; Dothideomycetes; Pleosporales; Trematosphaeriaceae.